Molecule: messenger RNA, 1850 nt
Organism: Eublepharis macularius
Lineage: Eukaryota; Metazoa; Chordata; Lepidosauria; Squamata; Eublepharidae
Gene: POLR3C
Product: RNA polymerase III subunit C
Exons: 15
Coding region: 88-1707 (539 amino acids)
Biological process (GO): DNA-templated transcription
Cellular component (GO): RNA polymerase III complex
Molecular function (GO): single-stranded DNA binding
Source: RefSeq, a predicted model, not a curated record
CCGGGUUUAGUUACCAUGGUACCCAAUGGGGCUUGAGGCCUAAUCCUUGAGAAAAUAAGCCUGGACUGGUAAAAUUUCACCAAGAGGAUGACCCAGGCUGAAAUAAAACUUUCUUCCCUCCUGCUGUGUGAACAUUUUGGUGAGAUUGUGGAAAAAAUCGGGACACACCUCAUCCGCAUGGGUAGCCAGCCGUUACGAAUGAUAGCUCACGACACUGGAAUGUCACUUGACCAGGUUCGGAAGGCCCUCUGUGUCCUUAUUCAGCACAACCUGGUGACAUACCAGCUGCAGAAACGAGGCUUAGUGGAAUAUGAAGCUCAGUGCAGCCGAGUGCUGCGGAUCCUCCGCUAUCCCCGGUACAUCUAUACUGCCAAGACCCUUUACAGCGACACAGGUGAGCUAAUUGUGGAAGAGCUUCUGCUGAAUGGCAAGAUGACCAUGAGCGCUGUGGUGAAGAAGGUGGCUGACCGGCUGACAGAAACAAUGGAAGACCAGCUUUCCUUUUCCUCAGAUGGGAAGACAAUGGAGUACAGCGAAGUGUCCAACACCUUUGUGCGUCUGGCAGACACUCACUUCAUUCAGAGAUGUCCAUUGGCCCCUGAGACUCCAGAGCCUUUGGAGGCCCCGCCUCCUCCUGCACCCACACUAGUGUUCAACGAGAAGGACAUGUAUACAGUCCCACGUCUGAAUCUCAUAGGGAAAGGGAAGAGGAGGCACUCUGACAAUGAUGACAACAGCGAACACAAGGCAAAGCGGCAGAAACCAAACACAGACAGCACAGAGCCUCCAGCUGACGAUGGAAUCUACUGGCAGGUCAACAUUGACCGUUUCCACCAACAUUUCCGGGAUCAAGUGAUUGUUAGUGCUGUGGCCAACAGGAUGGACCAGACCAGCAGUGAGAUUGUGCGCACGAUGCUGCGCAUGAGUGAAGUUACCACCUCCUCCAAUGCACCAUACACCCAGCCGCUGUCUUCAAACGAGAUUUUUCGGUCACUUCCAGCUGGUUACAACAUCUCCAAGCAAGUUCUUGACCAGUAUCUCACCCUGUUAGCAGACGACCCACUGGCAUUUGUUGGGAAAUCUGGCGAGAGCGGUGGCGGCAUGUAUGUGAUCAACCUUCACAAAGCCUUGGCAUCUCUGGCCACUGCAACACUGGAAUCGAUAGUUCAAGAAAGGUUUGGAUCCCGCUGCGCCCGCAUCUUCCGUCUCCUCCUGCGGAAGAAGCAUUUGGAACAGAAGCAAAUAGAAGACUUUGCCAUGAUCCCUGCCAAAGAAGCAAAGGAAAUGAUGUAUAAGAUGCUGUCGUCUAAUAUUGUCUCCUUGCAGGAAAUCCCUAAGACCCCUGACCAUGCCCCAUCCCGGACUUUCUACCUGUAUGCAGUCAACAUGCUCUCAUCAGCCCGGAUGCUGCUCCACCGUUGUUACAAGAGCAUAGCCAACCUGAUGGAAAGACGGCUGCAUGAAACCAAAGAGAACAGGCGUCUGCUGGAGAAAUCUCAGCGGGUGGAGGCCAUCCUUGCAUCGAUGCAGGCCACUGGCGCGGAAGAGGCACAACUGCAAGAGAUUGAGGAGAUGAUCACAGCCCCUGAGCGUCAGCAGCUGGAGACCCUCAAGCACAAUGUGAACAAGAUCGAUGCCAGUGAAAACCAAGUGGAUGAGACAAUCUUCCUCCUGGAGUCAUACAUCAACAGUACCAUGAAGAACUGAGCAGCUUCCAGACCUCAGGCAGCUGGGGAAUGGCACCGUCUCUCCUCCUGUGGAGGGCUAGUUAGAGUGGGAGAGAGAAGCUUUCAGUCAGUGCUUGGGCCUCUAUUUAUUUAUUGUACAUUUGCUUACAAGAAAAUAAAAAG